Molecule: messenger RNA, 7110 nt
Organism: Chlamydomonas reinhardtii
Lineage: Eukaryota; Viridiplantae; Chlorophyta; Chlorophyceae; Chlamydomonadales; Chlamydomonadaceae
Exons: 12
Coding region: 89-6340 (2083 amino acids)
Source: RefSeq, a predicted model, not a curated record
GAUCUAGCCGAGAAAUCGAGAAAUGCAGCAACCUCCGACUCUCUAUUGCAUAUAGGGCCGCACAGCUUCUGUGUGAACCUUUUGAAAGAUGCAGAGCCACUGCGCGCACUACAAGGCAGGCGCAGCAGCGCGCCGGGAGAAAAGCAGCCGAGAAAUCAGUUCGUCUGCACCGACGCGACCGCUGCAUUGCCGUAGCUCACAGCCAUCGCGUGCAAUUACGUUUGCUAUAAACUUACGCGCCGACGGAUCCUACGACGCGGGCCUUACGCGCCCGCAAGCAGCUCGGCAGCGCGCCCGUCGGAGGACCGGUCCACCAUCGACAGCAACUGUUUCGCGAUGGAGCGCUAGCGACUCCGACGCCAGUCGCUUCGACUGGCUUGACGGCGCAAAGCAACAACAGACGCAGGUCCUGGUGGACGCGCUGUUUGCGGCCGAGUCUGUGCCGCCGCCGCGGCUGCCGGUGCUCCUGGCGCUGCUGGAGGGCCGGCCCGACCUGGAGCAGGCACUGGUGGAGGCGGGGCUUCCGGCAGCUGCCGCCGCCGUGCUCCGCUCGGACCUGCUGCAGCGGCUGCUGCCGGGCGGGCUGCUGCUGGAGACCCUGAUGGGGCUGAUUGAGGACCGCGCGACCGAGCUCCCAGCCGAGCAACUGCUGAUGGCGUGUCGCCUGGUGGCAGCCUGGCACCCGCCCAACGGCUGCGAAGCUCUGGGACCCGCCUCCGCCAGCCUAGCCACCGCCAUUGCUGACGCCGUGCUGGCGGGCCCCGACUCAACGGGCGAGGCCGACAAGGCUGACAGCCGCGGCAGCGGCGGCAGUAGUGCCGACUUUGCCGCUACGGCCGGGAUGCUCGCGGACGCGCUAACGCUGCUACAGCCCUGGCUAGCGUGGCGCGCAAGCGGCAGCGGGUCGGCGGCGGCGGCCGCGGGCACCUCGGCAGCGUCGGCGGCGGCGCUGGGGCUCCUGGAUGCCGGCGUUGCGGCGGCGGAGGAGGCGGCAGAGGCAGCGGACGCGUUGGCGGCGGCGCGCGGCGCGGCAGAGGCACUGCUGCGGCGGCCUGAAGUGGCGGCGGCGGCUGACACGGGCGUGCUGCUUGCGGUGACGGCGGCGGCGGCGGCGUACGAUGUCGAGGUCCCGCGGGACCUGGCGCGGACGGCGGUCAGCCUGGCGUCGACGGCAUCCUCGUCAUCGCCCACUGCGUCGGCCGGCAGUAGCAGCACCACCAGCAGCGGCGCCGGCAGCAGUAGCGCCACCACGGCGGCUGAGCUGGCGGCGCAGCUAGUUGCAGCAUCGGUGGCGGGCGCGGCCGGCGGUGCUGCCGGUCACGGCCGCGGCCGGGGCCGCAACCAGCUCUCUGGCGAGGAGCUGGAGUCGGUCGUGUGGGCGCGCCUGGCGUCAGAGGUCGGCGCGGCGGAGCACGCCGCGUUCCUGCGGGAGCUGCUGGGCCGGGUGCGGCAGAUGGCGCCGGGCUCGGGCCGCCUGCAGCUGCAGCCGGAGGAGCAGCAGCACGAACAGCAGCCUGGCUCGAAGGCGGGCGAGGCGGGGCCGGCGGAUGAGCAGCAGGCGGCGCGGCGGGCGCUGGUGGUGGCGCUGGGCUCGGCGGCGGGCGGCCUGGGGCCAGACGCUCUGGCGCUGGCGGCGGAGUGCGCGGCGGCGGUCUUCCCCGGUGACACGAUUGGAGACGGCGCCGAUGCACUGGCGUCGACGGCGGCUGCUGAGCUGUUGGGCUGUGCGGCGGACGCGUCGGCGGAGCCGGCGGCGGCGUGCACGGCGGACCAGGUGUGCCGGCUGGCGGCGGCGGUGCUGGCGCUGCGCGCACGUGUCGGCGCGAGCGUGAACGAGACGGCGGUGGCGCGGGUGCUGGCGGCGGCGGAGGCGGUACAGCUGCAGUCAGCGAGUACUGACGCCGUUGCGGCGCUGGUUGCUGCGGCGGCGGUGCCGGGUGGCGGCCUUGCACUGCCGCCGCCGCUUGUCGAUGCGCUGCUAGUCCAGCUGACUGCAGCCGCGGCGACGGCGGCGCCCGUGGAGGAUGUUGCGGUGGACGGGUCGGCAGGCACGGCCAAGUCAGGCCGCAAGCAGGAGGCAGCACCGGCUGCGGCGGCUGUGGCGCAGCUGACGCCGCAGCAGGCCGCUGCGCUGCUGGAGGUGGCAGUGGCGGCGGCAGAGGAGGCCGCGCAAGCCGCCGCCGCCGCCGUGCCGUCGUCCUCCACCGCCGCAGAGCCCGCCACGCCCGCGCCCAUUCCGCCGCAGCGCGCGGCGGUGCUGUGCGCCGCCAUUGACGUCGCCAUGCGGCUCCUCACGCCGUCGGUCCGCCGGGUGGACUCUGUGUCCGACAUCACACGCCUGCUGGUGCUGGCGCAUCGCUGCCAGCGCGCGGGCCUGCGGCCGCGCGAGCAGCGCGGGCUGCUGUGGGCCGCGCACGAGCGGCUGCGCGUGCUGGGGCUCAGCAUGAGCCCGGCAGAGGCGGUGGGCGUGCUGCGCGCCUGUGCUGCGCUCAAGUGGGCGCCCUCCGUUCUGUUCUCCGAGCUGCUGCUGCCACUGCUGCGUCAGCUGCAGGCAUCCGCCGCCGCUGCGGCAGCGGCGGCGGGCGGCCCCUCCCCCGCCUCCGGCGCCGGCUCUACCUCGGGCGCGGACGACACAUCCGCUUUGGGGGCGUGGGGCGAAGCGGGGAGCGGCGGCGCGGCCAGCCGGCCGUGGACGCUGCGCGAGGUGCGGUCAGCGCUGGCGCUGCUGGCGGCGGUGGGCUAUGACGGCCCUAUGGCCGCCUCCCUGGUCAAGCUGGGCGUAGGCGAGCUGCUGAGGGCGCACCACGUCGCAGCUACAGCCGCCAGCAGGCGCAGUAGCAGCGAAGCCGGGGCCGAGGGUGAGGGCGCGCUGCUGGGUGCGGAGGACAUGACGCAGCUGCUGUGGGUGUGCGUGGCGUUGCGCUACCGCGGCGGGGCGGUGCUGCGGCCGCUGCUGCAGCUGCUGCUGCUGGUGCCGGCGCCCCAGGUGUCCGUGCGCGCGGCGGCGCAGGCGGUGUGGGCAGCGGCGCGGCUAGGGGUGGUCGGCGAGCGGCUGGUGCGCUGGGCGCUGGCGGCGUGCCAGGGGCAGGGCAAGCUGGCGGCGGCGCCGCCGCAGAGCCUGGCCAACCUGUGCUGGGGCCUCGGAAAGCUCGGCGUGAAGCCGCCGCGCGCGUUCGUGACGGCGAUGGCGGUGGCAAGCCUGGGCCAGCUGCCCCACUUCACGCCGCAGGAGCUCGCCACCACGGCCUUCGUGCUGGCCACCUGGGGCGGCCGCCUGGGCGCCGCCGCCUCCGGCCUGGUGCGCCACGUCGUGGCCACACGCUCCCACUUCGACGGUCCAGCGCUGUGCGUCGCCGCCUGGGCAGUGCAGCGACUGGCGGCGGCGCCGCCAGCUGACGCCACGGCCGACGCCGCCGCCUCAGCGGACGUGACGCCUGGCCUGGACGCGGCGUCGCUAGGGCUGCUGGAGCAGCGGCUUCUGGAAGCGGUGCAGGAGGCGGCGCAUGAAAGGCGGGGCCGGCCCGGCACAGGCGACUUCCUCCAGUCGCUGCCGGGCGUGGCAGACCACCACUUGCUCCGCUUCUUCUCCGCCGCCUCCGCCGCCGGCUACCGCCCCGCCGCCCUGCUGGCCGCCUACUGUGACGCGCUGCUGCCGCGGCUACAGCGCUUCAACGGCUGUAGCCCGGCGGCGGCGGCGGGUGCGGCGCGCCGGGCGCGGCUGCUGUGGUCCGCGGCACGCGUGCUGCAGACCUUCCGUGUGACGGCUGCGGAGCGGCCCGAGCUGCUGGCGGCGCUGGAGCACGCGGCGGAGCAGUGCCAGGCGAUCCUGGGGCCGCAGGCGCUGGCAGGGGUGCUGUCCGCGAUGAGCGACCUGGGGCAUUACCCGGCGGGCUGGGCGGCGCGUGGGCUGCUACGCUGCGUGCGCCUUGGCUUGGUGGAGGCAGACGCGACUGAGGCGGCGGCCAUCGUGGCUGCGCUGGCGGCGUGGGGCGAGCGGCUGGAGGAAGGCGAGGCCGCAGCGGCGGCGGCGGCAGCCGCGGCGGCGGCGGGAGCGGAGGACGGGCGCCAGGGAAACGGGCUGGCGGCGGCUGGGGGCGAGGAGGCGGGGAACCCCAGUCGCGCGGCUAAGGCCGCGAAGCCAGCUCCGAGCGGCAAGCAGGCGGUGUCCCGCCGUCUGGACCUGCUGAGGCAGGUGGCGGUGGCUCGGCUGACAGAGCUGUGCGUGCCGCCGCCGGUCGUUGCGGCGGCGGGGCCGGGCGCCGCCGCUGCUGCGGCUGCACAUGGGCAGGCCCUGCCCAGUGCUGCCGGCGCUGCCGCCGCCGCGCCUUCACCUGCUGAGGCAUCCGGUGCUGGGUUGACGCCGGCCGCUGCUGCUACUGCGGCGGCGGCGGCGGAGGCGCCUUCGGCUGGCGGUGCCAUCGCGCAGCCCUCCAUAGAGCCCGAGGUCGCGCUGAGCCUGCUGCGCUCGCUGGCUCGGCUGCGCUGGCACUCGGACCCUCUGGAGGGUGCGCUGGUGCGUGCGGCGGCGGCGCUGACGGCGGACCCGGCGGGUCGGCGCCGCGUGCCGGCGCUGACCACGCUGCUGUGGGCCAUGGCCAGCCUGCGGCAGGACGUGCCCGAGCUACUGGAUGACCUGCAGGCGGCGCUGAUGGGCCUGCCCCGCAACACGCGGUCCCUGGCGGAGGAGGUCGCGCUGUUGGAGUCGGGCCGCCUGGCGGGCGCACUGGGAGCAGACUCCCAGCGCCCUCCGGCGCCGCCAUCCGUGCCGCCCGUGCAGCCGGUGCAGCCGGUGCAGCAGCACUCGCAGGCGGCGGCAGAGCCCACACCGGUAGUAGAGGCGAGCGCGCAGCCCACCGUAGUGUUAGCGGCGGCGCAGGCGGCCGCGCAGCCGCGGCCGUCGCCAGCUGCCAGCCCCAGCGCACCCAGCACGCCGUCCAACUCCACCACCGCCUCCGCAGCAGCUUCCAACAACCACAACCACAACAGUACCAACGGUAACGGCCUGUUGGCUCGGCCCAACAAGCCCGCGGUCCCGACUCCCGCAACCGCCGACACCGUCUCCCCCACCGCCUCGCUCUCCUCGCUCUCCUCCCUCUCCUCAAUGGACGGCGGCGCCGGCGGCGGCUUCGAUACCGCCGCUGCCACUGCCGCCGCGGCGGCGGCGCUGAACCAACGCCUCGAGCAGCAGCUGGUCGGCGCCGCCGGCCGCGGCCGCCUAGCUUCGGAGCCUUGGGCUCCUGUCGACGUGUUCAAAGCGCUGUGGGCGUGCGCCAAGAUGAAUCGGCACCCGGGCCCACAGAUCCUGGCGGCAGCUGAGCGCAGCUGGGUGCUGCACACAACGGACGGGGCGGCGGGUGGAGCGGAGGGCCGGACGCUGCCGCCGCUCCACACGGUCACGGGGCUGCUGUGGUCGCUGUCCGUGUUCCGGCAUCACAACAGCGCCUUCGCGCAGCAGCUGGCAGCGCAGCUGGCGGCGCGCCUGGGCGUGCUGGCGGCGGCAGCUGCCGCCGACGGCGGCGAGGCUGACGGCGCCGCCGCGGCGGCGGCGGCGUUGGAGAAGCAGGCGCCGCAGCUGGCGGCGUGCCUUCUGGCGGCGGCAGCGGACCGGACGGACUCGCCGCUGAACGCGGCGCUGGCUCCGGAGGCGCGCGGGCGGCUGCUGAACGUGUGGCGGGCGCGGCAGGCGGAGCGUGUGGCCAGGCCGCCCGGCAGGUACCAGACCGACCUGGUGUCGGUUCUGCGCAAGAUGGGCUACACAGCUGCAGCCAACGUGGCCACGCCCGACGGCGUCGCCGUCGCCGACGUCGCCGUCGCAGUCACGCCCAACGCCGGCCUGCGCGCCGCCUCCACCGCCUCCGCCUCUCCCGGCACCUCUUCCACUAGCUCCAUGGACAGCGGGGACGGCGCAGCCGCCGCUACUGCUGCUACUGCCGACUCCGGGCUGGGCUCCGGUGCUGCUGCUGCGGCGGCGGCGGCGCCUGCGCCUGCGGCUCCUCGGCUGCUGGCUCUGGAGCUGGUUGGGCGCCACAACAGCGCCGCGAACAGCCCGCGCAUCAUGGGCGAGGCGGUCAUCAAGUACCGCCUGCUACAGGCUCACGGCUACCUGGUGGUGCCGGUGUCGUGCUACGAGUGGGACCGCAUCAGCCACCAGGACGUGUGGACCAAGAUGGUGUACCUGCAGGCCAAGAUUGACCGCCGUACGGGCACGGGCCUGGCGGCGAGCAGUGUGUCGGCCGCAGCGGCGGCGGCGGCGGCGGCGCCGGCGGCUGGCGCGGAGGGCCAGACGCAGACGCAGGCGGUCAGCGCGAGCAGCGGGUUGAGUCGGUCGCAGCCGCAGUGAGGGGCUGGCGUUGGGAAUAAUUGGAAGUGAUGGAGGAGGUCCGUGGUGUGGACUGGCUGCAAGCUUGCGCGUCAGCAGCGCGGGGGUUUAAGUAGGGAUUACGGGGUCGGGGUGGAGUUGAGCGGUGCUGAGCGACAGGGCUGCUUCCUCUAAACUGUGUGCGUAAGAAAGAUUAGUGCGAGAGGAGAGCUGGCCCUGUGUGUAUGCGCGAGUGAGUGUGCGUGUAUAUGUGUGUGUGUAUACGCCACCCGGGGCCGGUACGAGUGAGCACGCUCACGAGUAUUCAGUGGCAUCUCGGGAUACAUGACUACACGAGCUCCACGCAAUAGAACUAUGGCAAGGCAGACUGUUUUGUGAGCGGUGUGCUUUUGUGAGCUGCCAAGACACGAAGAGAUUAGAUCAGGUGGCAUUCUUGCCAUGUGCUCACAUGGUGAAAGCGUGUGAAAUGCCAACAACCAGUCAACUAUUUUAACAGCGUUGACAGCAGUGGACAGCAGCAACAAAUGCGUCGUGUGAACUGCGGUGAGCACAGAGUGUGAGGGCGCGGGGUGAGAGGGGCGCAAGGGCACGGACACCUGUUUGACGAGUGUGCUUGGGCCAUUGUUCAUUUUUAAUCAUAUGCUGAGUUGACUAUUGUCAGGGACAAGGCCGAGGGCCUGCAAGCCUGUGCAAGAAACUCGCGUUGCACGUGAGCACCAUCUGCGGCCGUGAGCUGCAUGGGCAGUGGGUGAGCGCAGCCGCCGCACGCGUACGUGUAACGCUCGCCAUGA